This is a messenger RNA of Apis cerana (Asiatic honeybee), 2887 nucleotides long. It is a transcript of the gene Karl, whose product is annotated as lipocalin/cytosolic fatty acid-binding protein Karl. The record is from RefSeq and is a predicted model, not a curated record. Lineage: Eukaryota; Metazoa; Arthropoda; Insecta; Hymenoptera; Apidae. Gene Ontology annotation, biological process: lipid metabolic process; response to reactive oxygen species. Gene Ontology annotation, cellular component: cytoplasm.
AAUGAAAUAUAUUUUUCAUUUUUAAUUAUGCUAUUGCGUCCUUAUAUAAUAUUUUCAUAUAUGAUAAUUUUUUCUUUUUUUUACACUUAUAUAAUUAUAACAUUAAUUAUUUUAUUCCGACUACAUUCAAAGGAAAAGGAUGUUCGAUAAAAAAACUUAAAUGAUAAGUCGCGUAUCUUUCUCGUCAAAUCAGUGUUAUAUAUACUCGUUAAAAUCAUUUUAGUUUCUAUUAUAUCUUGUACUAUUUUAUUAUAUUUGAAUAAAAAAUUAUUUUUUAUAAAUUUACAAUAAAAUAUAAUACGAAUUAUCGAUAAAUAUAUCGACAAAAUGUUUAUCUUUGAUAACAUUCGUUAUGACCAUUCUGGACUAUUCACUAUUCUAAAAGUUAUUGCCAAUCUUUGGAAAUACUAGUCAUGAAAAUAAAGAUAUACGAAAGUUUAAAAUUGUUUGAACAAAGAUAAUGCUUUUCAAUCUUUCUAUAUUAUGAUUCAUAGUUAUCCUUGAUAAAAAAGUAAACCAAUUUUGGAAUAUGAGAAACAGAUAUGGGAAUUUAGCUUGAACAAUUGUACAAACUAUUUGAAAGAAUACUUGUAAUAUUACAUCACGUAUUUCAUGAAUCAUAUAAAUGAAACAUGAUUUAUUUCAAACACGUUUUCGUGCGACGAGAUGGUAUGUCGAAGUGAACUGUUACUGUUGUCACUGAAUUAUUUAUUGACAACGAUUCUUGAAUAGUGAACGUGAAAGAGAAGAACAUAAUAUACAAGUCUAAAAAUGCAUAUUAAUUAAAUGUACGUCAAUUUAUAUGGCAAUUAAGAUACAUUUAUCACAAUGAAAAAAUAUUGCGAUUAAUGAAUUGAUGCGUUUAAUAAAUUCUUUUAAGACUGUUUUCAUGCAAUGAAUUGCGCUUAUUGAACAUAUUAUUUUAUUAACAUAAUUAUUUUUUGUUCAUAUCUUAUUUUUUUAUAAAUAUAAUAUUAAUUUGUAUUAAUAUCUAAUCAUCCAAAACAGUGAAAGAUAUUGUCGAUACUGAAAACGAUGUUAGAUGAAAUAUUUAUAAUAUGAAAACUACUGAAUUUUAAUUCUUUAAAUUUAAUAUUAUUUUUUACUAUAUAGAACUCAACAUGCCUUUAUAAAUCAUACUGCAAUAUUCAAAUACUUCAAAUUUUGAAAAUUUACUAAAAUGGAAUAUAAUUUAUUCCAAUAUCAUAUAUCUAUAUAUAUAUAUAUAUAUACAUACUUAAAUAAUUUUGUUUCGUUUUUUUUUUUUUACUAACAUUUAAUUUCAAUCUCAAAAUGACAUUAUUCUACAAAAGAUUUUAUACUUAUUACAAUACCUUUUCUUAAAUCACUACAUUUAUAGAUACGAAAUUACGCGUAUUUUAACGAAUAAAAAAUUUCCUCUCCUUUUUUCUUCUCUCGUCCAGAAAGAAAACCCAAUAAAACUAUCUCGGUUACGAAAUGCACGCAUAUAUCGAUCACCAUUGCUCACCGGACCGGAUAUAAAGCUUCGGCGAACAUUGUUCGCGGUUUACCUUGAACACACGGAGCGUCGUAAUAAAAAACCGCGAAGAGGCUCGUAUAUAGGAUAGUAAGCGGGACGAGGUGGUCUAACAGUCGAUGCCCUUCUUUAGCCGUGACGGCGAUCACGCCUACGAUCAACAAAGUCCUGGUGGAGCCUAGGCUGGCGCCAGUCACGAGGAUCGUACGUACGCGCGACGUACGGAACAAGUUGCCGAUUGAAAACGGAAAGAGUGGAAGAAUGCAAAGGGAGGAACGUGAUAGUGGCCACCCCCUCUCGGUUUUGUCAAGAUAGUGGUAGCCAUGAGCGCGUCCGCUCUUCAUUCUGUCCGGCUCGGUGGCCUUUAGUCGACCAGGCGAACCUAUCGAGCGAAGAAGUAAGAGAAGCACCGCGUGUGUGCCAACCGGAUAGAGGCGAGGUUGAAUGUGACCGAGAGAAAUGCAGCCCGGAACGAAGCGUGCGAGAUUCUGUUCCACGAUAAUAGCGCUACUGUUCCUCAUAGGCUAUAACGUGGACGCUACGUGGAAGAGGCGGGAGGACAAGACCAAGUGUCCUAAAGUAAAGGGAAUCAGAAAUUUUGACAUAUCCGAGUUCCUCGGGUCGUGGUAUAUAGUGCAGUACUAUGCAAGCUCCGAGGAGGCCCUCGCUUACAGAUGCAUGCGAGCCGAAUUGUCGAUUUCCCCGGAAAGCACCGAGGUUACAAUGAAUUUCACUUAUAGCUUCACAGACGAUCCUAUCAAUGAGCAACUCGUUGGCAAUAUCACCUGGAAGAUACCAUCCCCUGAACUGCCUGCACAUUGGGUGCACGCUGAGUAUCCGUAUGAAGGAGUGUACAAUACGUAUGUACUAGAUUCGGAUUAUAAAUCUUGGGCAUUGUUGAUGCAUUGUGCGGAACAAAGCAAAACUCCUCGAUACUUAUCGAGCUUCAUCAUGAGCCGAGAGCCGAGUCUUGGAACUAACGUUAUUUCUUAUCUACGCGAGAAGUUGCCCAGAUAUGACAUCGAUCUGGAGUACAUGUUCCCCAUGGAUCAGAAUCAGUGUAACAAAACAGAAAUUUCCGAAAUGGAUAUGUUGAUUCCACCAUCAGUAAUAGCCAGAAGAAACAAUGCUGCACGGAAACACCCUCUGAAACGGAAGCAUCGACGUGUUUAAAUUUAUUAUGCACUAUUUGUUUAAAUAGGUACGAUCUUAUAUAUAUUUAGUUUUAAUAACUAUACUUGGCAAUAAAUGUAUUAUAUUUUCCUUUAGGAUUAUUAAUUCAUUCUAUGUUGUUUAAAAUACAAUAAUAAAAAGUAUUAAUUUUAUUUUCAUAUGUGUUGCAAUAUUGUAUCUAUUAAUAAAUACACAUUUUCUCGUAUUAAUACAUAA